CCGAGACAUGGCAACCAAUGGCAGCAAGGUGGCCGACGGGCAGAUCUCCACAGAGGUCAGCGAGGCCCCCAUGGCCAAUGACAAGCCCAAAACUCUGGUGGUCAAGGUGCAGAAGAAAGCGGCGGACCUUCCAGACCGGGACACAUGGAAGGGCCGCUUUGACUUCCUCAUGUCGUGUGUGGGCUAUGCCAUCGGCUUGGGCAACGUCUGGAGAUUCCCCUAUCUCUGCGGCAAAAACGGUGGUGGGGCCUUCCUGAUCCCCUACUUCCUGACACUCAUCUUUGCGGGGGUCCCACUUUUCCUGCUGGAGUGCUCCCUGGGCCAGUACACAUCUAUUGGGGGCCUGGGGGUGUGGAAGCUGGCCCCCAUGUUCAAGGGUGUGGGCCUUGCCGCUGCUGUGCUGUCAUUCUGGUUGAACAUCUACUACAUCGUUAUCAUCUCCUGGGCCAUCUACUACCUGUACAAUUCCUUCACCACAACGCUGCCGUGGAAACAGUGCGACAACCCCUGGAACACGGACCACUGCUUCUCCAACUACACUGUUGUCAACACCACCAACAUGACCAGCGCCGUGGUUGAGUUCUGGGAGCGGAACAUGCACCAGAUGACAGAUGGGCUGGAUAAGCCAGGACAGAUCCGCUGGCCUCUGGCCAUUACCCUGGCCAUCGCCUGGAUCCUUGUGUAUUUCUGUAUCUGGAAGGGUGUUGGCUGGACUGGAAAGGUGGUUUACUUCUCCGCCACCUAUCCGUACAUCAUGCUCAUCAUCCUGUUCUUCCGUGGAGUUACGCUGCCUGGGGCCAAGGAGGGCAUCCUCUUCUACAUCACACCCAACUUCCGCAAGCUGUCCGACUCAGAGGUGUGGCUGGAUGCGGCAACCCAGAUUUUCUUCUCCUACGGAUUGGGCCUGGGAUCCCUGAUCGCUCUUGGGAGCUAUAAUUCCUUCCACAACAACGUCUACAGGGACUCCAUCAUUGUCUGCUGUAUCAAUUCAUGCACCAGCAUGUUCGCGGGAUUUGUCAUCUUCUCCAUCGUGGGCUUCAUGGCCCAUGUCACCAAGAGGUCUAUUGCUGACGUGGCGGCCUCAGGCCCUGGAUUGGCGUUCCUGGCAUACCCAGAGGCAGUGACCCAGCUGCCCAUCUCUCCCCUCUGGGCCAUCCUCUUUUUCUCAAUGCUGCUGAUGCUGGGCAUUGACAGCCAGUUCUGCACCGUGGAAGGCUUCAUCACAGCCCUGGUGGAUGAGUACCCCAGGCUCCUCCGCAACCGCAGGGAGCUCUUCAUUGCGGCUGUCUGCAUCGUCUCCUACCUGAUUGGCCUCUCCAACAUCACCCAGGGGGGCAUCUAUGUCUUCAAACUGUUUGAUUACUACUCUGCCAGUGGCAUGAGCCUGCUAUUCCUCGUGUUCUUCGAAUGUGUCUCCAUUUCCUGGUUUUAUGGUGUUAACCGAUUCUAUGACAACAUCCAAGAGAUGGUUGGCUCCAGGCCCUGCAUCUGGUGGAAACUCUGCUGGUCCUUCUUCACCCCAAUCAUUGUGGCGGGUGUGUUCAUUUUCAGUGCUGUGCAGAUGACUCCUCUCACCAUGGGAAACUACGUUUUCCCCAAGUGGGGCCAGGGCGUGGGCUGGCUCAUGGCUCUGUCUUCCAUGGUCCUCAUCCCUGGGUACAUGGCCUACAUGUUCCUCACCUUAAAGGGCUCCCUGAAGCAGCGCAUCCAGGUCAUGAUCCAGCCCAGCGAAGACAUCGUUCGCCCGGAGAAUGGUCCGGAGCAGCCCCAGGCCAGCGGCUCAGCCAGCAAAGAGGCCUACAUCUAGGGGUGUCUGGCGGCUUGCCGACCCGCCACUCUCACCCCCCAAC
Messenger RNA from Enhydra lutris kenyoni (northern sea otter), 1850 nucleotides. Its product is annotated as solute carrier family 6 member 1. The record is from RefSeq and is a predicted model, not a curated record. The transcript is spliced from 14 exons. Gene Ontology annotation, molecular function: gamma-aminobutyric acid:sodium:chloride symporter activity. The coding region runs from base 8 to 1807 and encodes 599 amino acids. Gene Ontology annotation, biological process: sodium ion transmembrane transport; neurotransmitter transport. Gene Ontology annotation, cellular component: cell surface; plasma membrane; axon. NCBI's taxonomy places the organism in Eukaryota, Metazoa, Chordata, Mammalia, Carnivora, Mustelidae.